Molecule: messenger RNA, 522 nt
Organism: Peromyscus leucopus (white-footed mouse)
Lineage: Eukaryota; Metazoa; Chordata; Mammalia; Rodentia; Cricetidae
Product: 60S ribosomal protein L17-like
Exons: 1
Coding region: 1-522 (173 amino acids)
Biological process (GO): cytoplasmic translation
Cellular component (GO): ribosome; cytosolic large ribosomal subunit
Molecular function (GO): structural constituent of ribosome
Source: RefSeq, a predicted model, not a curated record
AUGGUUCACUCCUCUCUUGAUCCAGAAAACCCUACAAAAUCAUGCAAAUCAAGAGGUUCAAAUCUUCGAAUUCACUUUAAGAACACCCAUAAAACUGCCCAGGGCAUCAAGGGUAUGCAUAUCCGAAAAGCCACCACAUGUCAUAAAGAUGUCACUUUAAAGGAGCCAUGUGUGCCUUACCGGCGGUAUAAUGGUGGAGUCGGUAGGUACGCCCAGGCCAAACAAUGGAGCUGGACACAGGGCCCGUGGCCUAAAAGGAGUGCUGAAUUUUUGCUGCACAUGUUUAAAAACGCAGAGAGUGAUGCUGAACUGAAGGGUUUAGGUGUAGAUUCUCUAGUUGAACACAUCCAGGUCAACAAAGCACCUGAGAUGCGCAGACGGACUGAGAGAGCUCAUGGCUGGAUUAACCUGUCCCUGAGCUCCCCCUGCCACAUCGAGAGGAUCCUCAGUGAAAAGGAACAAUUGUUCCAAAGCCAGAAGAGGAGGUUGAACAGAAGAAAAAGACAUCCCAGAAGAAACUGA